This is a messenger RNA of Cynocephalus volans (Philippine flying lemur), 906 nucleotides long. It is a transcript of the gene RGR, whose product is annotated as retinal G protein coupled receptor. Gene Ontology annotation, cellular component: plasma membrane. Gene Ontology annotation, molecular function: G protein-coupled photoreceptor activity. Gene Ontology annotation, biological process: G protein-coupled receptor signaling pathway; phototransduction; visual perception. The transcript has 7 exons. The coding region runs from base 1 to 888 and encodes 295 amino acids. The record is from RefSeq and is a predicted model, not a curated record. NCBI's taxonomy places the organism in Eukaryota, Metazoa, Chordata, Mammalia, Dermoptera, Cynocephalidae.
AUGGCAGAGGCCGGGGCCCUGCCCACAGGCUUCAGCGAGCUCGAGGUGCUGGCUGUAGGAGUGGUGCUGCUGGUGGAAGCUCUCUCCGGUCUCAGCCUCAAUAGCCUGACCAUCUUCUCUUUCUGCAAGACCCCAGAGCUGCGGACUCCCUGCCACCUGCUGGUGCUGAGCGUGUCUCUUGCGGACAGUGGGAUCAGCCUGAAUGCCCUCGUUGCAGCCACAUCCAGCCUCCUCCGUGUCUCCCACAGGCGCUGGCCCUACGGAUCAGACGGCUGCCAGGCUCAUGGCUUUCAGGGCUUUGUGACCUCAUUGGCCAGCAUCUGCGGCAGCGCAGCCAUCGCCUGGGGGCGCUAUCACCACUACUGCACUCGCAGCCAGCUGUCAUGGAGCACGGCCAUCUCCCUGGUGCUCUUCGUGUGGCUGUCUUCUACCUUCUGGUCAGCCCUGCCCCUCCUGGGUUGGGGCCACUAUGACUAUGAGCCGCUGGGGACCUGCUGCACCCUGGACUACUCCAAGGGGGACAGGAACUUCAUCAGCUUCCUCUUCGCCCUGGCUUUUUUCAACUUCUUCAUGCCCUUCUUCAUCACGCUCACAUCCUACCGGCUCAUGGAGCAGAAACUCAAGAAGAGUGGCCAUCUCCAGGUGAACACCACUCUGCCAGUCAGGACGCUGCUGCUCGGCUGGGGUCCCUAUGCCCUCCUGUAUCUAUAUGCGGCCAUCGCUGAUGUGACUUCCAUCUCCCCCAAACUGCAGAUGGUGCCCGCCCUUGUUGCCAAAAUGGUGCCCACGAUCAACGCCAUCAACUAUGCCCUGGGCAGUGAGACGGUCCGCAGGGGAAUCUGGCAGUGCCUCUCACCACAGAGGAGCGAGCGGGACCGAACCCAGUAGCCUGUCGCCCUGGACAGA